Penicillium taxi is the source of this 3906-nucleotide messenger RNA. Its product is annotated as putative RNA binding effector protein Scp160. Gene Ontology annotation, biological process: nuclear division. The transcript has 3 exons. The coding region runs from base 1 to 3906 and encodes 1301 amino acids. NCBI's taxonomy places the organism in Eukaryota, Fungi, Ascomycota, Eurotiomycetes, Eurotiales, Aspergillaceae. Gene Ontology annotation, molecular function: mRNA binding. Gene Ontology annotation, cellular component: cytoplasm; nucleus. The record is from RefSeq and is a predicted model, not a curated record.
AUGGCUACCGAAGCCCCCACUGCCGUCAAUGGCAGCGAAUCCAAGUCUCUCGCCGCCAUGCUGGCGGAGCAGCACACCCGCGAUGAAGUCCACAAAGUGACGGUGGAGGAUGUUAUUGAUGAAGAGGAUCUCAAGCACUCCUCUCAACCCGUCAUCCAAUCAUCGGAACCUGCGGUUGCUUCCUCGUCGGAACCAUCGAUUGUGGCAGAGAACCCCUCCCCCGCGCCCACUCCUACGCAGGCCCCAAAGAAGGCCCCAGCCUUUGACGUUCGCUCGGAGGAGCUGUUCCCAGCCUUGGGAAGUGGACCCAAGCCCACUAUCCCUACUGCCGCUACAUGGGGUGCGAAGCCUUCCGCGGCAUCAGCUCUGGCAAAUGGCCUACCACCCCAAUCAACGAUAGAUAUGCCUCGAGUGAUGUCUCUGCCCGGAAAGCACACUGAGCAACUUCGAUUGGCCCCGUCCCAGAUGCUGCCCCGUGGACAGCUCAAGAAACCUCUGCGCGACAUUCUGCGCGAUAUUUCUCGCAAGUCCAAGGCCAAUGUUGAUAUGCGCGGCGGCCCUGGUGGCUCUGUCAUCUUUGAAGGUAAGGGCUCUGUGGAUUCCGUCCGCCAAGCUCUGAAGCAGGUCGCGCAACUGGUCGGAUCAAAGCAAUCUGUAAAGGUCCCCAUCCCAACCUCUGCCCGUGCCCACAUCAUUGGUCGUCAGGGAGCCGUUGUCAAAGAUAUCCAGACCCGUACUGGUGCCCGCGUUCAGGUCCCACGUGCCGACGAUAAUGCUGCCCCCGUCGACGACGAUGACUGCGACACUAUCGACGUUUUGAUCGAAGGUGACGCAGUUGCCGCAGAGAUGGCGCGCCGAGAGAUUGAGGCCAUUGUGAAGGAGCGAGGUUCGAGCAUGAACUUGCGCUUGAAGACAAUCCCUCCUGAAUUUUUCCCAUUUAUUGCUGGAGCGCACGAUGCGGCCUUGAGGGAAAUUGAGGAGCGCACAAAGGCGCAGAUUAACGUGCCCCGUUAUGACACUUGGUCUUUCCAAGCCCCUCCACAGGAGGCAAAUCCCGGCCAGGUUAAGUUUGUGCCUGUUACUGACAAGCACAUCACUUUGUCUGGAGAGCGGGCCGCCACUCAGGAGGCUCGCGCGGAGAUUGAGCAAUUGGCUGCCAAUCUUCAGCGAAAUUUGACUCUGCGUCAGCUGGCAAUCAACCGUGGUCAGCACCAGUUUAUUCUUGGCAACGAGCCCGACGCUUUGCACAAGUUCCUUGCGGAAACUGGAUGUGCGAUCGUUCUCCCCCCUUCAACUGAUGACAGCGAGUUCCUGACCAUCACUGGUCCCCUUGACCAGAUUGAGAACGGUAUAAACCAUGCGAUGGACCUUGCUACAAGCAUGCAAAUGGCUAGCAUCGAUUUGUCUCGUCAACAUUCCUCCUCUGCGGAUCCUCACGCUCAUGCUCGCGCUUUAACCCAAUACCUUCAUCGACGCCAGGUGUUGAAGCAGCUUGAGGCAACUUAUGACGCACACAUCGCCCUUCCCCACAGCGCCGGAGGCCCAGUCACCUGGGAAGUUUACUCCCGUGACGGUAAGAACACUAUUCGGGCUCGUUCCGACAUUAUGAACCUUGUUCAGGCUCAUCCUCCCUCUCGUCUGCGCCACAUUGCCGUUGACCCAUACUUCCACCCGUAUUUGCGGUCCCGUGGUAUCAGCAAACUCCAGGGCGACUACGGUGUUCACCUUUUGAUUCCUGAUGACAUCGAAAACGGUGAAGUCGUACUUGUCUACGAAGGUCCCACCGCUACCGCCGCUCACUUUGAUGUGCCUCGGCAACGCCCCUCCCCUGCAGAUGUUGCAGCCUUUGAGAAGUCUCUACAAGAGGCUCAGGAUUAUCUCCUGUCUACCCUUGGAAACCAAGGAGAUAUCGUCUCCCAGGCUGUCUCAGUCCCGGCCAAAUUCCAGGAGAAGGCACGAAAGUUCAUCCUCCGCGAACAGGACUCCAUUGAGGAGGGAACUAUUCCUGUCCGUGCCAUUAUUGGUGAGCCGAAGGGUUCCAAGUGUGAAAUCUCCCUCCGUGGUCCUUCGGCCUCUGUGGCGGAGCUCGUUGCCAAGUUGGGCGCUUUUGUUGUAGAGCAAGAAAAGGAUGACCUUGAGCGUGGAUACACCACUACUUUUGACUUCCCCCAGAAAUUUGCCAACUUCUUGAUUGGAAAGCGGGGUGAGAACAUUAACAAACUCCGAGAGGAGUUUGACGUGGAUAUCAAGGUGGAGAACGGUAAGGUUGAGGUCAAGGGACCCAAGGCGAAGGCAGAUGCUGCACGCAUGCGCAUUCUCAAUAUGGGCAAGAAGCUCGAAGACGAGACCACCCACAUUCUCAAGAUUCCUGCGCAGUACCACAGUGAGUUAAUCGGAACAAAGGGAAACCAGGUCAACCGCCUGCAGGAUCGCUACUCUGUUCGCGUACAAUUCCCCCGUUCAGCCCGCGCAGCCGUUCCUUCAGAUGACCAGUCCGUGGUCAGCAGUGAUCAUGGCGCUCCUCGGGGUGGCCGCCCUCAACAGGCUGCCGACGAGGUGUACGUGAAGGGUCCUAGCAAGGGUGCCGACUCUGCUCGGGACGAGAUUCUCAGUUUGUUGCAGUGGGUUGUUGACCAUGCCCACUCUGCAUCCAUUUCCGUGGCCCAGAGCCAGGUCGCGUCUCUGAUCGGCCAGGGUGGUCGUGAGAUGGACAAGCUGCGUGCCGAUACUGGUGCCCAGAUCGGUGUUCCCAGUGCAAGUGAUGCGCCCGACGCAUCGGGUCGCGUUCAGAUCCGUAUCAAGGGUACGAAGCAACAGGUUGCUGAAGCUAAGAAAAUCUUGCAGCAACGGGCGACAGAAUUUGAUGCUACUGUCACCAAGUCUAUUGAAGUCGACAAGAAGUACCACCGGGCCCUGAUUGGCGGAGGUGGUGCCAAUAUUCGUAAGAUUGUAGUCGAUGCCGGUGGCCCCAGCGAUGGCAGUGCCGCCCGUCUUGUUAAAUUCCCUCGCCCUGAGAGCACAGAAUCCACCAUUCGCCUAGAGGGUAACGGCGACGUUGUUGACAAGAUUGUUGCUGCUAUCCAGGCUUUUGUUCAAGAACGCGAUGACCAGGUCACAGAGACUCUGGACGUUCCCACCGUUCAGCACCGCGCCCUGAUCGGCAAGGGUGGAGAUGUUCGUCGUGACAUUGAGUCCAAGUUCAAGGUCACAUUGGAUAUCCCUAAGCAGGGCUCGGGCCGUACUGAGAUCAAGCUCAAGGGCCCCAGCAAUGCUGUUGCGGAAGCUAAGGCUCAUGUCCAGGAUCUCCUGAAAGCCCAGCACGCUGAUGUUGUGGAUGUCCCACGAAACUUGCACCAUGCUGUCGCUGACAGCGGUGCUAUUUUCCGACGCCUGCGCAAUGAUCACCACGUCACUGUCCAUCACUCCGGCCAAGCCCCACCCAGCAACUCUGCUUCUGAGCAGACCCGCGAUGCGACCAACGGCACAUCCCUUCCCCUGAUCACCGACGAGCCCAGUGCUGCUAAAGAUGCUCAUUCGUGGAAGGUUGUUGACAGCAGCAGCGCUACCGAUACUGACGCGACUCCUUUCCCAUGGGUUCUUACUGGCUCUCCCGAGAACGUCGCCAAGGCCCGCGCUCUGAUCGAGAAAGCCAUUACCUCUGCUUCGCAGCAGUCCGCUACCGGUUACUUGAUCCUGCCCGACCCCAAGACCUACCGUUUCGUCGUUGGCCAGGGCGGUAGCAAGAUCAGCUCCAUCCGCAAGAAGACCGGCUGCCGCAUUAACGUGCCCAAGGACCAGACUCUUGGUGAAGCUAUUGAGAUCCGGGGUAGCGCUACCGGAUUAGAGGAAGCUAAGGACCUGAUCCUGGAGGCUGUUCAGAAUGGCUUGAACGGCUCUGGAAGGUGA